Molecule: messenger RNA, 648 nt
Organism: Lineus longissimus
Lineage: Eukaryota; Metazoa; Nemertea; Pilidiophora; Heteronemertea; Lineidae
Exons: 1
Coding region: 1-648 (215 amino acids)
Source: RefSeq, a predicted model, not a curated record
AUGAAUGUAAGUUUGCAGAUGAUGCAGCAGCAGCAUGACAUUUAUGAGAGUAUGCAGCUUCCGCGGCUGGAGAUGAUGACAUUUGACGGCAAUCCCCUUAAGUCUUGGGCAUUUGUUAACUCCUUUGCUAACACAGUUGGGUGUACUCAGGCCUCAGACCAGGCUAAGUUGGCAAGACUGUUGCAGUGUUGCAAAGGAAAAGCGUACCAGGUGAUUGAAUGUUGUGCAGCCAUGCAGCCUUCACAAGGUUACGCUCGUGCCAAGUCUUUGCUGGAGCAAAGGUUUGGAAAUGACUAUGUGGUUGCUGAAGCAUGGGUCGAAAAGGUUAUUGGUGGGCCACAGAUCAAGGCCAGUGAUGCGAAGGGCCUCCAAGAGUAUUCGGACGACCUCAGAAGUUGCUAUGAAACAUUGAAUGCCAUGGACAAGCUGAGUGAGGUUGGCAAUCGUAGAUGUGUUGUGAAACUUGAUGAGAAAUUGCCACUUUAUCUGCAAAACAGAUUCAGAAAGAUAGCAAAUGAGAUGCACGUAAAUCGGUCUCGUUAUCCCAGUUUCAAGGAGUUUGCAAAGAUUUUUGACACUGCGUCAAAGGAAGCCAAUGACCCUGUCUUUGGGAUUUCUGCAAGAGCUAAAGCCACGUCAGUAGUGUAA